Molecule: messenger RNA, 2407 nt
Organism: Diatraea saccharalis (sugarcane borer)
Lineage: Eukaryota; Metazoa; Arthropoda; Insecta; Lepidoptera; Crambidae
Source: the annotation of a GenBank genome assembly
AAGGUACGUAUAACUUUGGUCAACUUUGCGGGUAUUUUAAUCAAGUAGAUUAGGUGCUUUAGUCUGCGCAUAUUGCCAUUGCUACUGCCAUAGAGUUGAUGUUUUUGGAAUUUUUUAGUCUGUGUUGUGACAUCACAGCUGUUCGUUUUGCUGUGGUCUGUCUUGCUAGAGAAAAUUGUAAUAAUUACUUUUGAAAGUGAGUGAGGGACAGUCUUAUGUAGACGAUAUUGUUUUUGAAAAGCUGUGAACUAAACGAAAAAUCUACUAUGCCUCUUUUUGGUAAGUCCCAGAAGAGCCCAGCGGAGCUUGUGAGAUCGUUAAAGGAUGCUGUUACUGCCUUAGAGAGAGGCGAUAAGAAAGCUGAGAAAGCUCAGGAGGAUGUCAGUAAGAACUUGGUGUUGAUCAAAAACAUGCUCUAUGGCACUUCUGAUGCUGAACCUCAAACUGAUAUCAUAGUUGCUCAGCUUGCACAAGAACUUUAUAACACAAAUCUUCUGCUUCUUUUGAUUCAGAAUCUGAAUAGAAUCGAUUUUGAAGGCAAAAAGGAUGUUGCUCAGGUGUUCAACAAUGUGUUGAGGCGUCAGAUCGGUACCAGAUCCCCAACAGUGGAGUACAUUUGCACUAAGCCCGAGAUUCUUUUCACCUUGAUGUCUGGAUAUGAACAUCAAGAAAUAGCAUCAAAUUGCGGCACUAUGCUCAGAGAAUGUGCCAGAUAUGAGGCUUUGGCUAAAAUAAUGUUAUAUUCAGAUGACUUUUACAAUUUUUUCCGUUAUGUAGAAGUUUCCACUUUUGAUAUUGCCUCAGAUGCCUUUUCUACUUUUAAGGAAUUGCUAACCCGACAUAAAAUGCUCUGUGCUGAGUUUCUAGAAGCAAAUUAUGACAAAGUAUUCAGUCACUAUCAGCGGCUGCUCAAUUCUGAGAAUUAUGUGACUCGACGGCAGAGCCUUAAACUCCUUGGUGAAUUGCUUCUCGACCGACACAACUUUUCUAUUAUGACACGCUACAUCACCAACCCCGACAACCUAAAGCUAAUGAUGAACAUGUUAAAAGAAAAGUCACGUAACAUACAGUUUGAAGCUUUCCAUGUUUUUAAGGUAUUCGUAGCUAAUCCAAAUAAACCAAAGCCAAUUCUGGAUAUUCUAUUACGGAAUCAAGACAAGUUGGUAGACUUCCUCACCAAGUUCCAUACGGAUCGUUCGGAAGACGAACAAUUCAACGACGAAAAGGCUUACCUUAUAAAACAAAUCAAAGAGCUCAAGCCGUUGGAACACUAACAUUUAUUGCAUUUCGUAAUCGUCACUUCCUCCUCAGAAUGAAGUUAGUUAUAGAUGCUAUUAUAUUCAAACGCUUCUAAUCACCAGAGGGUGUCGCGGCGCCAGACAAAGGGUUCAACUUAAUCAGGAAUUCUAAACGGAUUUAACAUUUUGGUCUGUGAUGAGUCAGGGAAGAGAGUAUAUUUGUGCUACGAGCAAAUUAACAUUUUUAAUAAAGUGUUGUAGUAAUUAGUGUUAUAUAUGGUUUGACUUAUAUUUCGUAAGUUGUUGAAACCAUUUUAGUUUAUAUGACGUGUUUAGUGACAUUUUCGAAGUCACAAUCGAAAUAUUAUUUUGUCAAACUAGCUAGCCUAUUUGUUCCCUAAGUUUUAGCAUUUGGAAGGCGGAGAAGUCAUUUGAGAUCUAUAAUAUAAAAGGGUUUUAUGUUUAAUAUAAUAUGUAUAAUUUUAUUAUAUACAUUCUAAAUAAUUAUCAGAAUUAUUCAUUGUUAAUCUUACAAAAGUAUUAUGUAAUAUAAAAGAUUAAACUAACUGGACAUUCGUGAGGGUGUUGAGUCGAUAAUGAUGAUAAUAAUAUAACUUUGCCUUGCGGUUUUGUCUGUCAUCUUCUGAAAGUUAUUUUUGAAUUGUGUUCGCAACAUCUGUCUCAAUGCUUUGACAUUGUACAGGAAUUGAAAAUUGAUUAAUAUAGUAAUUUAUGAAACUGUAGAUUACAUAAUUUAAAGUUUAUUAAAUGAUACCAGUAUUUUGCACGACUGAGAGUAGUAGUUUUGUACGUCUGGAUUGCAAAAGCAACUUUCAGAAUCUAUUGCUAGUUGUCGAUAAUAUAUCUGCGAAGUUGUUUUAGUUUAACCUUAUAUUAAAGGCAUACAUCCAUUAUAUUGCAUCUAAUUAUCAUACAUUAUUAAUAUUGAUUUCCUUUAAAAAUAAAAAUAAAAUAUUGCAGGAUGUGUACUAGUGGAGCAAUUUAUAAGUAAGUUCGCAAAAUCACAUAGCCGUUGUAUUUUCGUAUUUAAUAUAAGUGUCUUUGUUGUCAAAUUUUUGUACUAUAUUUUAAUGUAUAUUUUUAUUUUGUCACCAUCAUUAUUGCAAUUACAUUCUGUCAAAACUGAAUAAAAUAAGAUAUUUAUAUCA